CCACUUUAAUUCAUAACCCUAAGCGGAAGUCGGUAACAAAGCCAGCUGUGAGAAGAGGUGUACAGUUUGUUCCGCUUGUAGCUUUGAAACUGGAUUCCGGAUGUAGCUUUAAAAACCGGCGGCAGCUUCAUGUGCUGGGCAUAAAGCUACGUGGAGAGAACACUCAGAAAUGUGGAUGAGUACAUUUGCACGUUUUGCCCAUCCUGUCCUGCAAAGGAGCACCUCUGCGAUGGUCUGCAAAGCACUAAGGGCUUGUCAUAGGAUGGAGCUGCCUGCUGCAGCACCAAGUUUCUGCAUGACUCCGGCACAUAUUCGUGGACAUCAAACCCUUGGUUCUGCUCCCCUCCCUGUGGCCGGUCACUCAGUGAGGCAUGUCCGUGCCCUGGAUAAGGAGAGGCUGAUGGCGGUGGAAUGGGAAGAUGGAGGCCAGAGCUUGUACCCAUUCACCUGGUUGAGAGACAACUGCCAGUGUCCACACUGCACCCUGCAGUCAGCAGAGGCCCGCUUGCUGCUGCUGACUGAUCUUGAUAUCCACACAGGAGUGGAUAUUGUGGAGGUUACCAAAGACUGCAAGGUUUCAAUUGUGUGGCCCGACCAGCACAUGAGCGUGUUUGAUGCAGAGUGGCUGAAGAAACGCAGUUUUUCUGCUGCUGCCAGGCAAGCAAUGCAAGAGGAACUGUUCCUCAAUGAGCGUUAUUAUUGGGAUGCGACGCUACGUAUUCCCAAAGCAGACUUCCAGGAAGUUCUCCACGAUGACAGGGCUGCACUCGCCUGGCUCCUGGCCCUACGUCAAAUUGGCAUCGUCCACCUACAGGGGGCGCCUGCAGAGCAAGGCCAGGUCGCCAGACUCGCUGAGAGGAUUGGAUAUCUCAGGCUGACGUUCUAUGGGCAUACAUGGCAGGUCCAGGACAAAUCUAUGGCAAACAAUGUGGCGUACACUUCAGGGAAGCUGAGCCUGCAUACAGACUACCCUGCUUUACACUUUGCACCUGGGGUGCAGUUCCUGCACUGCAUUAACCAGGCCGAGGAAGGAGGGGAGAGCGAGGUGGUGGAUGGCUUCCACAUGGCCGAGCAGCUGCAGAGAGAAGAUCCAGAGGCCUUCCAGACGCUCACCUCGCUCCGUGUGGACUUCACCGACUCCGGGACAGACUACUGCGACUUCAUGCUGCAGUCGAAGAACUGCAUCAUCGAUGUUGACUCCGAGGGCAAAGUAACGAAAAUAAACUACAACAACGCUACCAGGGACUCUGUGCUGGACCUCCCCUUACACCAGGUUCAACCCUUCUACCGAGCCCUAAAGGCCUAUGUGGACAUUAUGAACAGACCAGAAAACAUGGUCACCUACACCAUGGAGCCAGGCGACAUGGUGACCUUUGACAACUGGCGUCUGCUGCAUGGGAGGAAGAGCUACAUCAGCAAACCAGACAGGCUGCGACACUUGGAGGGUGCCUACCUGGACUGGGACGAGGUGAUGUCUCGUCUCCGGAUUCUCCGCAGAAACGUCCACGGGGACGUGUGAGCCUCGCACUAAGGGUCACAUUUACAUAGAAAACCCUAAUGUCUAUUCUCAGAAUCUGAAACUACUACUAAAGCUACCAGUGGUCUUAAAAAAAAACAUAUUAGACAGCGGGCUAAAACCCAAGUCUCUAUUUAAUAUUCAGAGUUUAAAACCUGAAACUUGUGCAACACAACAAUGCAAUCAUGGGAAAGCCUUGUUUUUAGACUUAAAAUGCUCAAAUAUAUUUUAGAUCAAACCUGUUUUUAUAUACAUAUAUAUAUAUAAAUAUACACACACACACACACAGCCUGGCCAAAAAAAAGUCACCGCCAAAAAAAUGGUCACACUCUAAUAUUUCUUU
Molecule: messenger RNA, 1859 nt
Organism: Girardinichthys multiradiatus
Lineage: Eukaryota; Metazoa; Chordata; Actinopteri; Cyprinodontiformes; Goodeidae
Gene: bbox1
Product: butyrobetaine (gamma), 2-oxoglutarate dioxygenase (gamma-butyrobetaine hydroxylase) 1
Exons: 8
Coding region: 170-1519 (449 amino acids)
Biological process (GO): carnitine biosynthetic process
Cellular component (GO): mitochondrion
Molecular function (GO): gamma-butyrobetaine dioxygenase activity; iron ion binding
Source: RefSeq, a predicted model, not a curated record